This is a messenger RNA of Nerophis lumbriciformis (worm pipefish), 2676 nucleotides long. The record is from RefSeq and is a predicted model, not a curated record. NCBI's taxonomy places the organism in Eukaryota, Metazoa, Chordata, Actinopteri, Syngnathiformes, Syngnathidae.
AUGGCGGAUUCAUCCGAGUCGCAACACAUGGCCACCAGCCCAGAUCCGGUGUCGAGGAGGGGCGACCUGACCUCCAGCCCCGGCAGAGACCUGCCCCCCUUCGAGGACGAGUCCGAGGGCCUACUGGGCGACGUCACCCUGCCGGGAGAGGACGAGGAGGAUGACGGUGAUGGCGAGGAGCUCAUUGGGGACGGCAUGGAGAGGGACUACCGGGCCAUCCCGGCGCUGGAUCGCUACGAAGCUGAGGGCCUGGACCUUGAUGAGGACGAGCUGUCCGAGCUGUCCCCGGGAGCGCGGGCGGCUGCCGAAGAGGCCAUGAGGAGGCGUGAUCGCGAGCAGGGCCUCAGCGGGCGCCUCAGGAGAGGCCUACUUUACGACAGCGAAGACGAGGACGAUGAGCGCCCGGCGGCCCGCCGCCGCCGCCUGGCCGAGCGGGCAGCAGAGGGUGUGGCGGAGGGUGACGAAGAGGAGAUGAUCGAGAGCAUCGAGAACCUUGAGGACAUGAAGGGUCACACUGUAAGGGAGUGGGUGUCCAUGGCGGCCCCUCGCUUGGAGAUCUACAACCGCUUCAAGAACUUCUUGCGUACGCACGUGGACGAGAGCGGACACAAUGUGUUCAAAGAGAAGAUCAGUGACAUGUGCAAAGAGAACAAGGAGAGUUUAGUGGUGAACUACGAGGACCUAGCGGCCCGGGAGCACGUGCUGGCUUACUUCCUUCCCGAAGCCCCCCUGGAGAUGUUGAAGGUGUUUGAUGAGGCAGCCAAAGGGGUGGUAUUGGCCAUGUACCCCAAAUACGAGCGCAUCGUCCAGGAGAUCCACGUACGCAUCUGCAACCUGCCGCUGGUGGAGGAGAUUCGCGCGCUCAGGCAGCUCCAUCUGAACCAACUGAUCCGUACCAGUGGUGUGGUGAGCAGCUGCACUGGCGUACUGCCGCAGCUGGGCAUGGUCAAGUACAACUGCAACAAGUGCAACUUUGUACUCGGGCCAUUUUUCCAGUCCCAAAACCAAGAGGUCAAGCCGGGAUCUUGCCCCUCGUGUCAGUCACAAGGACCCUUUGAGAUUAACAUGGAGGAGACAGUGUACCAGAACUACCAGAGGAUCACCAUCCAGGAAAGUCCCGGCAAGGUGGCCGCCGGACGUCUGCCUCGUUCUAAAGACGCCAUUCUGCUGGCCGACCUGGUGGACAGCUGCAAGCCAGGAGAUGAAAUUGAGCUGACGGGCAUCUACCACAACAACUAUGAUGGCGCUCUUAACAUGGCCAAUGGCUUCCCAGUGUUCGCCACUGUCAUCCUGGCCAAUCACAUCACACGCCGAGACCAAGGCGUGGCCGUGGCCGAGCUGACUGACGAAGAUGUCAAAGCCAUCGUCGCUCUGUCCAAAGAUGAGUGCGUUGGAGAGAAAAUCUUCGCCAGUAUGGCACCUUCAAUCUACGGUCAUGAGGACAUCAAGAGAGCCCUAGCCUUGGCCAUGUUCGGAGGAGAGGCUAAGAAUCCUGGUGGGAAACAUAAAGUUCGAGGUGACAUCAACGUUCUUCUGUGUGGGGACCCCGGAACGGCCAAGUCUCAGUUCCUCAAGUACGUCGAGAAAGUGGCGAGCAGGGCUGUGUUCACCACAGGUCAGGGCGCUUCUGCGGUGGGCUUGACGGCGUACGUUCAGAGACACCCCAUCAGUCGCGAGUGGACGCUGGAGGCCGGGGCUUUGGUGCUGGCCGACAGAGGCGUCUGCCUCAUCGAUGAGUUCGACAAGAUGAACGAUGCCGAUCGCACCAGCAUCCACGAGGCCAUGGAGCAGCAAAGCAUCUCCAUCUCCAAAGCGGGCAUCGUCACUUCACUGCAGGCCAGAUGCACCGUCAUCGCGGCCGCCAACCCCAUUGGUGGCAGGUAUGACCCCUCCUUGACCUUUGCGGAGAACGUGGACCUGACCGAACCCAUUGUGUCGCGUUUUGACGUUCUGUGUGUGGUCAGAGAUACGGUGGACCCCGUGCAGGACGAAAUGUUGGCUCGCUUCGUAGUGGGCUCUCACAUUAAGCAUCACCCCAGCAACAAGGAAGCGGGCGCGGCUUUGGAGGAGGUGGUCCUGCCCAACUCUUCCAAUGUGGCGCCCGUCCCUCAGGAACUCCUCAGGAAGUACAUCAUCUACGCUAAGGACCGGGUUCAUCCUAAACUCAACCAGAUGGACCAAGACAAGGUGGCUCGCAUCUACAGUGACUUGCGAAAAGAAUCCAUGGCCACGGGCAGCAUUCCCAUCACGGUGCGCCACAUCGAGUCCAUGAUCCGCAUGGCGGAGGCGCAUGCCAAGAUGCAUCUGCGCGACUAUGUUACUGAGGAUGAUGUCAACAUGGCCAUUCGUGUCAUGCUGGAGAGCUUCAUCGACACGCAGAAGUUCAGUGUGGUCAGGAGCAUGCGCAAGACAUUUUCCCGCUACCUCGCGUACCGCAAGGACAACAACGAGCUGCUGCUUUUCGUCCUCAAGCAACUGGUUGCCGAGCGAGUUUCCUAUCAGAGGAACCGAUACGGAGCACGCGAGGACACGGUGGAGAUACCUGAGAAGGAGCUGCUAGACAAGGCUCGCCAGAUCAACAUCCACAAUCUGGCGUCCUUCUACGAUAGUGAGCUGUUCCGCACCAACCGCUUCUCUCACGAUGCCAAGAAGAAAGUGCUCGUGCAACAAUUCUGA